CUGUCACUCUUCUUUUUUUUCUAGACGUUUCCCUUUGGUCAUAUUGUGUGGCGUUGGAGUUCACAGUCCGCUCUCAAGUAUGGGAUGCUGAUAGGGGACUUCAUGUUGGCUGUCAAUAUCCUCCUCUCUGGAAACAAUUAUGCGAAAGUGGCAUUACUGUUCAAAUUUAUGAACAUGGGGAUGGUGGGAAGGUCCACAUUUUUCAAAAUACAGGACACCUACUGUGUGGACACCAUAAAACAGUUCUGGGAAGAAAAGCGAGGAUUAGUUAUUUCCCAGCUAAAGCCCAAAGCCAGUGUCGUGGCCCUGGGAGAUGGUCGGAUGGACAGCCCUGGAUUCUGUGCACAGUACUGCACAUAUAGUGUGAUGGAGAAUGACUCUAAAGACAUCAUCUCCAUGGUGACAGUGGACAAACGUGAAACGGCGCGGAACAGUGUCAUCAUGGAGAAGGAAGCCUUCAUCCGGACUUUUGACACACUUCCCAAGGGCAUAUAUAAGUCAUGGGGAGUUCGCCAUACCCUUGACAUGUGGCACGGAUCGAAAAACCUUGGAAAGAAGAUCCACCAGGCGAGCCAGCAGAAGGGGUGCUCCAUUUUACUCAUUUGGAGCAAGGAUGUGUGUAACCACUUUUGGUUUUGUGCCAAAAUGUCGGCAACCUAUGACGACUUCUUUGUAAGUACUAUAUGAACUGUUAUUUAUAUUGCUACACUUGUGGAGCCAGAAAUAUUUCACAGCUGCAGACAUCAUUUCAGCGUAAUGUGUCGGAUCAUUGCUGAUGCGUUAUUGUUCUCUUAGGACAUGUGGGCUGGCCUACUCCAUCACGUCACAGGAGAACACGAGUGGGCUCUUGGCGCCUGUCACCAUGGACCCUUGUCGGACAACAGGGACAAGGAAUGGAUAGAGAAGGGAUCUGUGGCACACAGAGCACUCACUGAGAUAGUGCUAAAUGCACGCUGGCUGGGUCA
Messenger RNA from Sebastes umbrosus (honeycomb rockfish), 965 nucleotides. RefSeq lists its product as uncharacterized. The record is from RefSeq and is a predicted model, not a curated record. NCBI's taxonomy places the organism in Eukaryota, Metazoa, Chordata, Actinopteri, Perciformes, Sebastidae. The transcript has 4 exons. Bases 85 to 687 code for a protein of 200 amino acids.